CUUCCUCUUUCUCUCUCAUUUUUUCACAGACACACGAACAUCCUCAUCUCAUCCUAUCUUCUCUACACUCCCGUCAACUCUAUCAUUACCGCCACCACUACCACCAUCAUCAUCAUCACAAACCGUAUUACUGUCAUCGUAUCUUUCUCUCUGGAACCCUCAUUGUCUACUUUUAAAAGAAAAAAAAAGAGAGAGAGGAAAAUUAUUUUUAAAAAAAUAAAUAAUAAAAUAAAACAUAUAAUACCAGCCUCCAUUCACAUCGUUUUUACUAUGAUCGCAUCUCGCAUACACUUACGGACGUAAAUUGAACUAUUGGAUUUAUGGAUCUCUACAAAUUAUGUUUUCUUGUUCUACUACCAGCAGCUUUUGCUGCAGAAUGCCAAAAUGCAUUGGAGCAAGCAAUGGAUUGCACGAAAAGAGGAGCUAAGCAAAAGGUUAUUAUUGAAGGAAAUUAUGAGAAAGCUGUUAAAGACUGCAGAGAACGGUACCACCACAAAUCUGUCGACUGCCUUGAAGACGUGAUGGAAAGGUGUAAAAAUGACAAGGUUCAUGGUGAAACAUUAAAAUUAUACAUUGAUGUAGACAACACAAGAAAGAGUGUAAAUUAUUUAUGUGAAAACCUUGGUGCAUUAAAAUCUCAUGGCAAAUGUAUCAAAAACGUCCACCAAGAAGUAGUAGAAUGUACAAAACUACGUGUGAUGCAGCCGAAGAAAGAUUCAAGUGAAAGUACGGUUGAUAGGAUAUGCCAGUUCACUAGAAUAUCAUUGGAUUGUUUCGAGAAAGUUCUAGACAGCAGAUGUGGAGAAGAAGCAAACAACUUCCUGUACAAUGUGAUGGCAGGUCCAUUGCCCCCAAUCUGCAAACAACUCAAUGACAAUGGAACCACCAGAACUCAAUCUUUCUGCUUAACCGUUUUCAUGUCUAUGGUCACUGUACUGCUUUCAUUCAUGCUAAGAUAAAUGGCCAAUUCUAACACUUAAUCAUGUGUGUAUGUAUAUAUAUGUAUAUAUAUAAUGUAUAUGUAUACUUUUAAGGAAAAUGGUUGACAAUUAACUUUGAAAUUUUGCCUUGGGUUGGUUUUAUCUUCAAAGUCACAGUUCGUCUUCUUUCCUUGUAAAAUUACAUUUGACACUCAAUAUGUUUAUGUAUUGACUGGAGUUUUUUGUUUAUAAUUAUACAUAAAAAUACAUUGUUUCGUUUCA
Octopus bimaculoides (California two-spot octopus) is the source of this 1202-nucleotide messenger RNA. RefSeq lists its product as uncharacterized. Lineage: Eukaryota; Metazoa; Mollusca; Cephalopoda; Octopoda; Octopodidae. The record is from RefSeq and is a predicted model, not a curated record.